Molecule: messenger RNA, 4410 nt
Organism: Dermochelys coriacea (leatherback sea turtle)
Lineage: Eukaryota; Metazoa; Chordata; Testudines; Dermochelyidae
Gene: CMAS
Product: cytidine monophosphate N-acetylneuraminic acid synthetase
Exons: 8
Coding region: 54-1301 (415 amino acids)
Molecular function (GO): N-acylneuraminate cytidylyltransferase activity
Source: RefSeq, a predicted model, not a curated record
GGGGCUGACGCGUGGCAGCAGGGGGAGGCGGGGCCGAGGCUCCCCAGAGGAAGAUGGAUUCGGCCGCUGCUUCAGCCAGCCUCGGGCCGGCGGCCGAGGCCGAGCAGCGGCCCCCGCACAUGGCCGCGCUGGUGCUGGCGCGCGGCGGCAGCAAGGGGAUCCCGCUGAAGAACGUCAAGCCCCUGGCCGGGGUCCCGCUCAUCGGCUGGGUGCUGCGGGCGGCCACCGACGCCGGGGUCUUCCAGAGUGUGUGGGUUUCCACAGACCACGAUGAAAUUGAGAAAGUGGCAAAGCAAUUUGGUGCGCAAGUCCAUCGCAGAAGCUCUGAAGUAUCUCAAGACUCUUCUACUUCUUUGGAUGCCAUCAAAGAGUUUCUUCUUCAUCAUAAGGAGGUUGAUAUUAUAGGAAAUAUUCAGGCAACAUCUCCCUGUUUACAUCCUGAUGAUCUUAUUAAAGUGGCAAAAAUGAUCCGAGAGGAUGGCUUUGAGUGUGUAUUCUCUGUUGUAAGACGGCAUCUGUUUAGGUGGAGUGAGAUAAAAGGAGUUAACAAGGUGACAACUCCGCAAAACCUGAAUCCAGCAAAGCGGCCCCGGCGUCAGGAUUGGGAUGGAGAACUGUGUGAAAAUGGGUCAUUUUACUUUGCUAAAAAGCACUUGAUUGAAGGAGGCUGCUUACAAGGUGGAAAAGUGAUCUACUAUGAAAUGCGUGCUGAACGCAGCGUGGAUAUAGACAUAGACAUCGAUUGGCCUAUUGCAGAGCAAAGAGUGCUGAGAUAUGGCUAUUUUGGUAAAGAGCCGCUAAAGGAGGUGAAGCUACUGGUUUGCAACAUUGAUGGAUGUCUCACCAAUGGUCACAUUUAUUUGUCAGAAGAUCAAAAAGAAAUAAUCUCUUAUGAUGUUAGAGAUGCUGUUGGAAUUUCCUUAUUAAAUAAAAGAGGAGUUCGGGUAUGGCUAAUCUCUGAAAGAUGUUCAAAGACGAUUUCUGCUAUGAAAUUGGAUUGUGAGGUGACAGUCGGUGUGACACACAAACUACGAGUUGUGGAAGACUGGAUUAAUAAAAUGAGUUUAUCCUGGAAAGAAGUGGCUUACUUAGGAAAUGAAGAAUCCGAUGUGGACUGCUUAAAGAAAGCUGGCAUGAGCGGUGUUCCUGCAGAUGCUUGUGCCACUGCACAGAAGGCUGCUGGCUAUAUUUGUAAAAGUAAUGGUGGCCGUGGUGCCAUUCGGGAGUUUGCAGAACACAUAUUCCUGCUAAUGGAGAAAGUGAAUUCACAGGAAAGAAAACUAAAUGAUCUGAAGAACUAAUGAAGAAAAACCCAAUUCCAGUCCCUGCCCCCACAGGAUAAAGUCUGCCUUUAAUUUGCACAAUGGCUUGCCUUUGUUUGACGUUUCCACAGAGUUAAAAGGGUAUUGUCAACAAGUUCAGGUCCCUAUAUUGGUUUAAUUUUAAUAUAAUAUAAAUGCUUUCAGAUAUAUAAGCGUAAUGAAAAGGUUUUUGUGUGUGUUUGUGAAACAAAAUUGCAGCGUUGUGUUAUGACAUCAGAACCACAAAGUAAAACCGAUUUAUUCUAUAUUGACUGUCCAAGCUGAGUGAAAUGCAAAACAUCAGUGGCAUAAAUGGUGAAAGAUGUAAUUUUAACUCUAGAUCCUCUUUCUUACUAAUAAAAUUUUAGUUCAUAAAGAGAAGGAAAUUUUGUAGUUGGAAAUCUCUUCAUGACUUUGCCACCUGGGUAUAAAAUGCUGCUGUUCUGAAAGGGCCUGAUCCAAUGUUGUUUAAGCAUUAGAGUGAGCUUUUAGUGACUGCACAAGGUGUAAAGCAAUAGGAAAGCAGUCCUGUGGGAUUUGUUUUGUUUUUAACCUGCUACUAGAGUUAUCUUAUUGUAUCUUACAACCAUAUCUCUUCCAGCAUAUGCACAAACUUGUGUUUGUUAGAACUGAUUCAUAAAAUCAUAACCGCUGCUUUCUCAUACUAUAAGUAGUGCCUAAAAUGCUGUAAAAUGAGUUAAUACAGUAAAAGCUUUUUUUAUCUAGCACUCCACCAACCAGCAAGCUCUAUAAACCAGCAUUUCUGAUCUGCACUGAAAGUCUGGUGGAUAGUGUGGUUGGUGCGGGGCUGGCAGGGGGAUGGGGUCUGGGAGGGGCUGCAGGGCACGCUCUGGGAGAGAGUUUGGGUCCGGGAGGGGGAUUGGGAUCCAGGAGGGGCUCAUGGUGCUGGAUGGAGGGCGGGGGCGCUCACCUCCAGCAGCUCCCCCUAAGCCGCUCUCCAUCCCUGUUGUUGCUGGCGGAGGCAUGGCCAGGCGGCUCUGCAGGCAUGCUAUCUCCAUCCCUGUCCCUGAGCAUUGACUCCGCGGCUCCCAGCCCAUUGGCCGGGAACCACAGCCAGUGGGAGCUGUGGCGGGGGGGCAGCGCCUGCAGGUGGAGGCAGCGUGUCUGCUUGCAGAGCUGUCUGGCCGCACCUCCACCAGGAGCAUCAGGGAUGGGGAGCCACCGGAGGUGAGCCCCCCGCAUCCAGCACCUCGAGUCCCUCCCGUGCCCCAGUCCUAAGCCCUCCCCCCCCGGACCCAAACUCCCCCUCUGAGUCCAUGCCCUGCAGCCCUUCUUUCGCCCCUGCCCCACAGCCAUCCCCCAGCACUCCAAACCCCUACCUCUGAGUUAACUGGCAUUUUUAAUUUACCAGCACCUUCCAUUUCCCUACCAUGCCAGUUAAAAAAGCUUUUAUUGUAAUGGUAUAAAAACAUUGUGUGAGUAAUACAGACUUUUUGUUACUUUUAGCUGAAUCCACUAAAAUCUCAUGCAUGGCUUAUGAUGUCAGAUGGGCGAGCACAAAAUGUAUAUUUUGUUAAUCCACCAGACCAUGAAAUAAUGCCUUCUGUGGAGUCUACUCCAUUUUACAGUAUUUGGGCCUAAUCCAAUUUGGUAUUGUACACCUCCUGCAAGAUAGUAGUCCCUCUUGACUCCUAUUGAACGUUAUUUGGGGUCAAUGCUUUGCACCUCUUGCAAAUCUGACACUAUGGCAUUAGUCCAGCAAAGUGCUUAGGUACAUGCUUAGUUUUAAGCAUGUGAGUAGUCCUGUUGAUUUCAGGAUUGUGCCUUAUAUUGUAAAGUUGAUGUCACUGGGACUAUUUACAUGCUUAAAAUGAAUCAUGUUUUACAGUGCUUUCUGAAAAAGAGGCUAAAUUUGCUGGUAACUGGAACUUUUGAGACAGUUCUGUUGCGGAAACUGUUUCUUUCUCCAAAGGGUGCACUUUCUCAUUGUGAAUAUUCGUGUGAGAUCACUGAAAGGAGAUGUGUCACCACUUAAGAUUUUCAGUAUAUGAAUGUAAUUGCUGGAAAAACUAUAGUUGGUAUCUAUAUCUCUAUUGGUAUAAAUCGUGGCUUUUUUUAUAUCGUGUUAAUUUAUUGACGAUUUAUAAAUUGGUCUUCUCCCCCCCCCCUUUUAAAAAAUGCCUUAGUAAUGUAUUCAUACCUCCAUGGAUUUGUAAAUAUAAGGAGUUCUUCAAGAACAGUACUUAAAAAUGCAAAUCUGUUUCUAAUCUUCUGUUUACCCAUGGAUCAAAUUCAACUAUCAAGCUUAUACUAAAAAAAAUAAAAAUCUCACUAAUUUUUAAUAGGAGCUGCAUGUAUAUAACUGAAGGCCAUAUAAUAACAACUAUUUACAGUUCAGAUAACUUUCAAAUGACAUGUUAAAUUAUAGCAGUCUCAGUUUUGGGAAUUCAGUAUGGAUGUAUUGUCUCUCACCUACUGUUGUUCAGUUAAUAUGGUAUAUCUAAUCAUUUGUUGCUCUCAUUAUUUAUUUACUUUGUUAUAACUGUAUAAUGCUUAAAACUGACUUUUUCCAAUUUAUUUGUUGUAGGGUUCCUUGUGAAUUGUUUCCUUAUUGCAAUAAUCACUACAAAAUUAUCAUUGAAGUAUUUCUUUGUGGAAAAUGUAGAGUUUUGCAUAAGAUGAGUUACAGGAACUCUGUCAACAGGUAUAGGAAAAGCUGGACAUAUUUUGAACUAAGAGGCAGUCCCUUUGACAGUGUCCCUUUUAACUCGUGUAGACUCAAUAGUGGUAAAAGUGCAGAAGUUGUACCAUUUACGGCCAUGACUCGGGAAGGUACUUAAAAUGGUGCCUCACUUAAAUUAGUCACGUGUUUAAUUUGCUUGCUUAGUCAGGGUCUAUAUAGUCAUGUUUGAAUAAAUGUUUAAUAUGGAUGGGUAAUUUAAAGCAGGGUGAAGAUCACUGUACUAAAUUGGCUUCCUUUCUCCUCUACAUUAGAGGCAGCAGACUCAAUGUAUGAAAUUUUUGAAUACUUGGAGUUAUAAAUAUAUAUAUAGUACUAUGUAUACAUAAGAAAUCUGGUGUCUCUUUUUGUCUAAUGGGCAGAAAGAAUUGGUAGCUGUUAAAUAAAAUGUUCACACUUCUGCCAAAA